Phytophthora nicotianae INRA-310 is the source of this 3414-nucleotide messenger RNA. RefSeq lists its product as hypothetical. The transcript is spliced from 2 exons. The record is from RefSeq and is a predicted model, not a curated record. The coding region runs from base 1 to 3414 and encodes 1137 amino acids. NCBI's taxonomy places the organism in Eukaryota, Oomycota, Peronosporomycetes, Peronosporales, Peronosporaceae.
AUGCUGCAAAUAUGUGCCGUGGCUGACAACGCUCUGUUCUUUUGCACCAGCUUGUCCGACAUGGCUACAGCAUUGCCACUGGAAGGUGAUGGUUUGGUGGAGAAUCUUUUUCAUUAUCUAUGGACAACGGAUGAUCUUGGAGGCGGUCCCCGAGUUAGUGUACCUCCUACGGUGAUUUAUCAUGGCUCGCAGCCUGUCGCCUGGUACUUUACGAGUCGCAAGAGCGGACGCAUCAAGCGCAAACACCGAGCAAACCUCACCGCGGCACAUAUCGAACAUUCAUUUACCAAACGGAAGGCAGCAACGGACAUUGUGGCGUAUUAUUUGUACUUACCAAAAGCAGAGAAUACUAGUCCUGCAAUCGAGUAUUUCGAUGCAGAUGCACUUCGAGAAUUCUUAUACAAGCGACCGGAGAUCCCGCAUUCGUCUUCACCUGGAUCACAGCCAGCAGCAGGCAUUCUUCAGCACUUUACGCUUCCAAAAGGAGCACGAAAUUCUACACUCCGUGCUAUUUGGUCUCCCAAGUUGUGCUUGCUAGAGCGUCGAGUAAAUGUGCAUGCAGUCCACGACGCACGAUUUACUGUUUAUGAACGAGGAGUGACUUUCGAAGAGGGAGGCGGCGCUGAAGCUCUCAGUCGACCUGAGCCAGUACGAGGCUCUAUGCUACCUGGUAUGGUACAGCAGCUCUGUGAGCGCGUUGUAGACCACGUCACGCGUGUGUCCUACCACAAAUUCAGAAUUGCGCGAAUGGUGUUACGUCUUCAAGUAGAUUCGGACGAUCGGUUAUGGCUACUGUGGAGCUCGUCACUGCGUUUACAACCUCCGUUGGCUGCGAUCACAUCCGACAUGCCAAUUAAUGAACCAAGUAUCCGCCCGCUCGACAUUGUCAGCGACGCAAAAGUUCCCUUGUUUGCCUUUGCACAAGGUUCCGGUGGUGGACAAGUCUCGCUAAGUUCCACGAUGAAUCCCGAACUUGAUGAAGAGCCUCGUCCAGGACAGACGCGUUGUGCAAGUUGCGCACAAGUAGUAGCUCUGCGUGCACUCUUGCCUACGACUUACAAAGCUGUGCUGGCUCAUUUUCAGCAUGUCCUGAAAUUUCUCCGCGAACGAGUGAAUGAAGAAAAGCAAGUAGCGAUCGAGUGGCCCCCUGACGAGCGAGUCGUACAACAAGCUGGUGGCGUAGGAUUUGGCAUCCUUCGGUAUUUGAAGACGGUGAACGCUAGUGAUGACACAAACUUGCCUAGUGCUAGUUCUGGAAUGAAAGCUUGGCAAGGACGUGAACAACUCGUACCCCCUGUGAUCCGGUACAUGCAUCCAACAUUACGUCCUGAGGACUUCGCUCGUCACCGUCAAGACCCAAUAUUUUUGCAUAAAACGGUUGGAGUCUGUGAACGCUGCUGCCUCGUGUACGCAGACUACGCCACCGCUUCACUAGAAGCUAACGGUCUCGGUAUCCGAACUAGUGCUAGUGCUCCAGCUCUUUUACGUCCCGUUCGCGAAAGGCCCAAGCAUGCCGAGUAUUUCGAUGAUGAUCCACCACACUCACUCUUGUUGACUACCACAAGUCCAGGAAGCCCAUUAACUCGAGGAACUCGCACUACGACUAAAUCAAAGCCACCCCCGUCGGCAUGGAAGCCCGUUUCAAGUGAUGAGAGUCAGAAAAGUCGAGCUGCGAAGUUCAAGACAGGCCCACGCAGCACACUACAUUCCUUGCCAAUGGCACCAAAGUUACCGCCACGCAUUGAAUCGUUUGAGUCAGAAGACAAUGAUGCUCUUCGUAUUCCGGACGGAGUUCUUAGCGACAGUAGUCCACAACAACAGCAAGAGAGAGAAGAAGCAUUUUUUCGAGAAUUGUAUCAGCAGAAUAACGCUGGAAAACGCGGAGGCUACGCUCUCCGGCAUAUGAUGGAGGCAGCAGAUCGUCUCUCCAAGGCAAAACCACAACAUCGUCUAGCGGCGAUAGGGAACAGCACUCAAAUCGGUAAAAGCCAAUCGACUGGUGCUCUGGCUGAUGCAAUUACCGAACUCAAGCUCGCAAAGAAGCCUGGAAAGAGCCCUUAUAGCGUAGUACAGCGAAUUCGUGAUGGCGACGGACGGAGUAGCUUAUCAAAGAACCAGGUGACAGGGAAUGGAUCACCAGCGAGAUCUCCAAUUAUACAAGAGUCUCGGCACUCAAAGAAGAAGAAAUCGAAGAAAAACCAAGCAAAAGAUGACGGCAACCAGGAGAAGACGCGAUUUAUAAGCUCGCGGGAAAAGCGAGCUGCGGCAGAACAUCGCGGCUACCUUGUUGCCGCACUUUCGGAUGCCCAACUUCAGUUGGAGCACAUUGAGUCGUUGGCGACGCUGAUUCCGGCACCCGCCGUUGAAGCGGAUCCGUUGGAGUUUGAACCGGAGGAGACGCAAAGGCACCGAAAGACGAAAGGUGACAACGAUGAGCAACCAUCAAGUCCUCAGGUGCAAAAUGAGGAGAAUCUGGAACUCGAAGACUCCGAACAGCGAGAAGUUGCACGGGAAGUUCACGAGCAAGAACAUAACGAAAUGCAACGUGAUGAGGGUGAAAGAAGAAGCGAAAACGGCAGCAAUCCUACCGAAGAUGAUAAGGAAGAAGCUGGAGUUGAGGAAAUCGAUAAUCACAUUGUUGAAGAUGAAACCACGACAAACACAACGGCUCAUCAACAGAUUCUACAAGAUGCAGAGAUACCAAAUGGACAAGAAAAUCGAGAGGAGGUGGAGAAUCUGGAACUGAACACUGAUACCACAGUUCAGUUGCAAGUUGAAAAGCAACUCGAAAAUGAAGAGCCUAAUCUAGAGCACGAGCAAAUUGAAGCUCAGAUUCAAGGUCAAGAGCUGGAGGAUGAAAGACUGGGAUUGGAGGAGGCAGUCUUGGGGCAAGAUGAAGGCCAGAUACCACAAGAAGAACCCGAAUUUAAACAUGACCAAGAGUUAGAGCCCGACCAAGCCCAGGAAGAGAUUCCCCCUCAACAAGAUGGAUCUUCUAAGUUGGCGGCAGAAAACAUGGAAAAAGAUGAAGACGACUACGAUGAUGAAUAUGAAGACCCUGACCAAGAUCAAGAAGAUCGUGACCUAAAAGUGGAAGAUCCACAACAGCAAACCGACAAAGAGGAUGUCGUCGAAGCACCAGAAGCUGAACCUUCACAGAAUCUACUGGAACAAGCUCAAGAGCUCUUGGCUAAGGAGGCAUCACCUGAGAGUGACGAGCAUCAAAUUGCACACGACAACGACGCAUUCAGCGAUACCAACGAUCAAUCCCCAUUCACCCCGCUACCUCCAGCUUUCACAGCAUUUGAGGCAGAUUUAAGUGAAGACGCUGUCAUUGCAGCCGACUUUGUCGUUGCUGCCGCUCUUCCUCUACCAUCGUCAGAUGAUUCGACCAGUGCAGUAAAUGAUGAAUAA